Protobothrops mucrosquamatus (brown spotted pit viper) is the source of this 1287-nucleotide messenger RNA. RefSeq names its product vigilin-like. Gene Ontology annotation, molecular function: mRNA binding. Lineage: Eukaryota; Metazoa; Chordata; Lepidosauria; Squamata; Viperidae. The annotation marks the transcript as partial. The record is from RefSeq and is a predicted model, not a curated record. Gene Ontology annotation, cellular component: nucleus; cytoplasm. The transcript is spliced from 8 exons.
AUGAGUUCGGUAGCCGUGUUAACACCCGAGAGCUUUGCUGAACACCGCAGCGGCCUGAGGGACAAAGAAUCACGAGCAGGUGGUGUCCCAGAAGAUGAGGCCUAUAUCCCAACUUAUCUGGAAGCUUUCCCUCCGCUCCCGGAAAAGGGGGCUCCAGGGGAGAGAUCCAGUGAGUUCACUGGAGUAUGGAACAAAAUCCGGCCUAUCAAAUCUUCAGUCAUCACCCAGGUGUUUCACGUCCCUCUGGAAGAGCGACGCUAUAAGGACAACAGCCAGUUUGGAGAAGGCGAUGAGGCCAAAGUCUGUGUGGACAUCAUGCAGAAGACGGGGGCUCAUAUUGAGCUUUCCUUGGCCAAGGACCAGGGCCUGUCCAUCAUGGUGACUGGCAAACUGGACUCUGUGAUGAAAGCACGGAAGGAAAUUGUCGCUCGGCUUCAGACCCAGGCUUCAGCUACUGUCACAAUCCCCAAAGAACACCAUCGCUUUGUGAUUGGCAAGAAUGGCGAGAAACUGCAGGAGCUUGAACUAAAGACGGCCACCAAGAUCAACAUCCCGCGGCCCGAGGACCUCAGCAGCCAGAUCAAAAUUAUGGGCACCAAAGAAGGCAUCGAGAAAGCACGUCAUGAGAUCUUGCUCAUCUCAGCAGAGCAGGACAAACGAGCAGUGGAACGCUUGAACCUGGAGAAGGUCUUCCACCCCUUCAUCGCUGGGGCCUUCAACAAAACAGUCCAGGAGAUCAUGCAGGAGACGGGCGCACGCAUCAACAUCCCCCCGCCCAGCGUCAGCAAGGAUGAGAUCAUCAUUACCGGGGAGAAAGAACCCGUCUCCCAGGCUCUCCUGCGCAUCCGCAAGAUCUAUGAGGACAAGAAGCGCAAAACCACCACCAUCUCCGUGGAGGUAAAGAAGUCCCAGCACAAGUACAUCAUCGGCCCGAAAGGAAACACCUUGCAGGAAAUCCUAGAUACCACUGGAGUCUCGGUGGAGAUGCCGCCCCUUGAAAGCAGCUCGGAGACCAUCAUUCUGCGUGGAGAGCCAGACAAACUGGGGCCAGCCCUAACUCAGGUCUAUGCCAAGGCGAAGAGUGUGAUGGUAGCUGAAGUAAUGGCCCCAGCCUGGUUACAUCGUUUUAUAAUUGGGAAGAAAGGACAGAAUAUUGGCAGGAUCACCCAGCAACUCCCCAAGGUCCACAUUGAAUUCACGGACGGCGAUGAGAAGAUCACUCUGGAAGGACCCACCGAGGAGGUGGAAUUGGCCCAAAGCCAGAUUCAGGAAAUCAUUCGUGACCUG